AUGUCCCUUUUAAAAACCUUAUCGUUUACGAAAACAACAGUAAGGCAUAUCAGCAAGCGAGUGUUUCAAUGGUACAAUGAAGGUAUACAGUAUCCCGGAUUUAAAUAUUAUCCCAGAAAUCCGGAGACGUUUCAAGACCCGCCUUACAACCCGUCUAAGUUAUUUCGUGUAGAAAAAAUCAAAACGUUAAAACACGCUCCAUACUGGGAGAAGAAAAUUAUGAGCGAAUUCCAUCUAGACGGGAAGCUGAACUCUUACACCAUUGUAAAAAACAUCCCGGAGAAUAACCAGAGGUUAUGGAGAGUGAAGCACUUGGUUAAAAUCGUGCCCAUAACGUUUCCGGACGGGUUUCCCAAAGAAGAUGAUAUCACGUACCUUCAGGAAAACGGAGAAUUGAAAAUAAUUAAAAAAGUCGAUGCUGUAGAUGAAAAUAAGUUUAAAUUAUCCGAGUCUUUCCGCAAAGAAGUUAAACGUAUGGACGGGGACACUUUGAGAAGACAAUUAAGGCAAAAAUGGCUGAGCGGCUGGGAACAACCUUAG
Messenger RNA from Phyllotreta striolata, 540 nucleotides. NCBI's taxonomy places the organism in Eukaryota, Metazoa, Arthropoda, Insecta, Coleoptera, Chrysomelidae. The record is from the annotation of a GenBank genome assembly.